AUGAGCGAGGAGGACCCGAAACGGUGGGAUCUGACGACCAAGAUUGGUGAGUACUUGGACCGCCAUUUGUCCUACCCGAUGAUUGAAUUCAUCGAAUCGAAAAAUCUCUUCGAUUCCGCGGAGGUUUCGCGGGCGAAGAUGGAACUUUUAUCGAAAACGCGCAUGGUCGAUCUCGCCGGGGAUUUGUACAAGCAAAUCAACAACGCGUCGGAUAUUCCGGAGGAGAUGAAGCAAAAGAGAACCGAGGUUAUUUCUUCUUUGAAGAGUGUGAGCGAUACGUGCUCGAAGUUGCUCGCGUUUCUGAAAGAACACGGCAAGACGUUGUCGAAGUCGGACAAAAGAGCGAAUAAGAGUUUGUUAAAAGAACAGCACUCCGUGGGAGAGGAAGAGAUCGAGGGGUUGUUUCAAUACGCGAAAUAUCAGUUCGAUUGCGGGAAGUACGAGAUUUCCGCGGAGUUGUUGGGGCAGUUUCGUUUGCUGAGCGAAGAUCAAGGGAAACUAAGAGCCGCGUUGUGGGGGAAAUUGGCCUCGGAUUGUUUGUUACAAAACUGGGAACACGCGAUGGAGGAUUUAACGCGCUUGAGAGAGGCCAUUGAUAACGGUCACUUCAAAACGAGUUUGGAGCAAAUGCGCAACCGAUGUUGGUUGUGUCACUGGAGUUUAUUCGUGUUCUUUAACCACCAAGAACACCAACCGCACGGCGGCGGAAUUUUGGGUUUGUGCGACAUGUUUUUCCAAGAGCGAUACAUGCAAGCGAUUCAGUACGAAGCGCCGCACUUGCUGAGAUAUUGCGCGUGUGCGGUCAUCAUGAGCAAACGAAGACGCGGGAUGAUCAAAGAUAUCUCCCGAAUCAUGCAAGUGGAACCGUACAGAGACCCGAUGUUGGAAUUCUUCGACCAACUGUUUGUGAAAUUCGAUUUCGACGCCGCGCAAAAAGCUUUAGAAAACUGCGAAGCGAUGAUGCGAAACGAUUUUUUCCUUUCGAAAUUCGUCGACGAGUUCAACGAACACGCGCGAAUGCACAUCUUCGAAACGUACUGCAGAGUUCAAAAAACAAUCAAAAUCGAAGAAUUGGCCAAGAAGUUGAACUUGGACACCGAAGCUGCGGAAAAAUGGAUCGUAAACUUGAUUCGAACGAGCAAACUUAGAGCGAAAAUUGACAUGGACCAAGGCGUGGUGACGAUGAUGACUGAAACGCACACCCCGCACGACCAACUCAUCGAACGGACAAAAGGAAUGUUAUCAAAAACGUACCAGUUGGCGCACGCCGUCGCGAGCGGCGCGCACCUCGGCGAAGGUACCGGUAGUGGUGGCGGCGGUGGAGGAGGGUACCAUCAUCAUCACCAUCACCACCACCACCACCAUCAUCGAGACCGAGAUCACAAUCGCGAUCGAGAUCGAGAUCACAGUAAUUAUUCCUCUACCUCUCAAUACCGCCGGUAUUGA
Molecule: messenger RNA, 1446 nt
Organism: Bathycoccus prasinos
Lineage: Eukaryota; Viridiplantae; Chlorophyta; Mamiellophyceae; Mamiellales; Bathycoccaceae
Product: eukaryotic translation initiation factor 3 subunit E
Exons: 2
Coding region: 1-1446 (481 amino acids)
Biological process (GO): translational initiation
Cellular component (GO): nucleus; eukaryotic translation initiation factor 3 complex; cytoplasm
Molecular function (GO): translation initiation factor activity
Source: RefSeq, a predicted model, not a curated record